This is a messenger RNA of Aureobasidium pullulans EXF-150, 1434 nucleotides long. RefSeq lists its product as uncharacterized. Bases 1 to 1434 code for a protein of 477 amino acids. NCBI's taxonomy places the organism in Eukaryota, Fungi, Ascomycota, Dothideomycetes, Dothideales, Saccotheciaceae. The transcript is spliced from 3 exons. The record is from RefSeq and is a predicted model, not a curated record.
AUGGAGUUUCUCCAUCAAUACAAUGAGUUUGAUGAGGCCAUCCUACAAAGGCAAUACAACUACUUCAAGGGAAAACCUGGAAAGUCUAUUAUCGAAACCAGAGUGAAGCUCAUGACACUGAUGCCCAGUCGUGUCCAAGUGAACUCCAACCACGAACAGGGAAACUGGGAUUCCCUCAAGGCACCCGACGACAUCUCAACCGGACGUUAUCUGGAAAAAUACCUCACCAAAGCUCUACAUCCCAUCUCUACGGACGCCCAUUUCCAGAUCUGUUUCUUAAUCAUCAGUUUCGGAACGGCCCGGAAUCAUUUUUCAAUCUGGCAAAGUGCAAUCGAGUCGUUCAGAGGGUGUCAACGAGACAUGCACCUGGCUCCUGCUAGAGUUAUUGCUCGAUGCGUCGAGGAAGAAUGGGACCUGAAGGAUAUAUGUAAGCCUGGUGUGCACCAAUCCAGCAGUAUACUACCGUCGAAAAAACUACACCAAGACGUCAACCUUCUCUUUGGUAAGACUGAGACCACGUACGAAAUGCACUGGCAAAGUGAUCUACUGACGUAUACGAAUGACGUGAGUGUAUACGUUUGGCAGCCUCACCUAGAAGAGAUACCAACCGAGCACUACAACUCGAUCACGAUUGUUGCUCCAUCAGAUGAUGUUUCCACCACACCAGCAGCAUCGCCCUCAUAUCGCAUGCUUGUUGUUGCGAAUCCGCCAGCUCUGAUGUCCCGAUUUCUCAACACUCAAGACGCCUUUGUGGCGAGCGCAAACACAACACACGCGUGGGACGCAGGUCACGAGAGGUUUCGUGUCUUCUUGAUUUUCCUCAAAUUGACCGUUGAAGACUCAUCAGGUCUUGUUGAUUCGAUGGCCGCCAAAACUAGUGAAAUGAUGUACAAAGGCCGUCGCAGGCCUACGAGAAGCAAGAUUCAAUAUCUUGUCCACUUGGACGAUUGCCGACGCCUAGCCAUCAAGGACUUGUGGCACAUCAACACUUUAGUUGACAAAGCAAGAUCCACGGUCGAGACAAACACCUUCUGCUGCAACCAGUCAGGAAGCCAAGACAAAGCGAAAGCAAUUGAAGUGCUCUCAGGCUUCCAAGACGACAUCAUCUUUCUGGUCAACAGUUUCGAAGCUUUAGAGAAGGCUCUGUUGGUAGCACGAGAACAGAUCAAAGAGCAGAUGGAACUUGCACAAGGGCAAAGAACUCUAAUUAUCACCAUUGCUGCUGCUUUCUUCAUACCUCUGGGAUUCAUUGCAGUGAGCUUGACAUACUUUAUGAUAAUGUUCAACCUACUGAUAGAAGGUCUACUAGUCAAUUUUCGGCAUGAAUGUCAAGGAUCCGCUGUUUCCACACUCGCCAACCAGUACAGAUUCCCCGACACCGGCAUCAGCUCCAAGUGUAGUCCCAGUCCCUACUACGAUCGCCGAGUCAUCUGA